Molecule: messenger RNA, 1675 nt
Organism: Darwinula stevensoni
Lineage: Eukaryota; Metazoa; Arthropoda; Ostracoda; Podocopida; Darwinulidae
Source: the annotation of a GenBank genome assembly
AUGGUGUCGGACCACUCGUCCCAGACGGUCCGGGUCCGCCAGCUCGGCCCGAACCCCAGCGCGAUGAACGGUGAGGAAUUGCAGCGAGGGGAGGCGAGGACGGUCGGGCCCGGCAGCGUCUUCGAGUUCCUCCCCGGCCGGUUCCCCCACCGCCUGGAGUUCGAGGGGAGGAAGAGGAAGCAGGACGACUCUCCCGAGUCGCUUAAGAGGGGGAAGCAAGACGCUCGGUCCCCGGAGUCGCUUAAGAGGGGGAAGCAGGACGCUCGGUCCCCGGAGUCGCUUAAGAGGGAUAAGCAAGACGACUCCACCGAGUCGGUUAAGAGAGGGAAGCAAGACGCUCUGUCCCUGUUCUCUCGGGUGGGUUCGACCGGUUCGUGGAAGGAUGAGGAGGGUGGGGCGCUGAUGGUCUACACUCCUCCGAACAUUCAGCAUUCCGAAAAGAUAGCAGCCUACGACAUCGACGGAACGAUCAUCGCGACGAAAUCGGGCCGGGUGUUCGCCACCGACCGCAACGACUGGCGGAUCCUCUACGCCGAGAUCCCCGGGAAGCUGAAGGAGCUCGCCUCUCGAGGCUACAAGCUGGCGUUCCUCACGAACCAGCUGGGCGUGGCGAAGGGGAAGGUCGGGAGGGAGGAGCUGAGGGGGAAGGUGGAGGCGGUGGUGGGUCGACUGGGGGUCCCGGUCCAGGCGCUGGUGUCCACGGGGAAGGGACGAUUCAGGAAGCCGGCGACGGGGAUGUGGGAGUAUCUCGAGGAGAGGGGAAACGGCGGCAUCGUGGUCGACCGAGGGAAAUCCUUCUACUGCGGGGACGCAGCCGGUCGACCGGCCGACUGGGAGCCGAAGAGGAAAAAGGACUUCUCGGCCAGCGACCGGCUCUUCGCCGCCAAUCUGGGCCUACCGUUCUGCACGCCGGAGGAGCAUUUCCUCGGGAGGAAGCCGGCGCCGUUCGACCCGCCGGAGUUCGACCCGAAGGCGGCUCUGGAGUCGCAGGGCCCGCUUCUGGAUCCGCCCGAUGCCUUGUCGGGGACCGGCACCGAAGUGAUCGUAUUAGUGGGAUGCCCAGGCUCGGGCAAGAGCCACUUCGCUACGCACCACCUGGAGCCCAAAGGCUACGUCCACGCGAACCGCGACACCCUGGGCACCUGGCAGAAAUGCGUCAGCGCCCUGGAGAAGAGCCUCGCGAGAGGGAAGAGCGCGGUCGUGGACAACACCAACCCCGACGCGGCGUCGAGGGCGCGGUACGUGGAUGCGGCGAGGAGGGCGGGGGUCCCCGUGCGGUGCUUCGUCCUCUCCACGAAGCCGCAGCAGUGCAAGCAUAAUAACAGGUUCAGGGAGUUGGUGGACGACUCCCAUGAACACGUGAAUCAGAUGGUCUUCAACAUGUACAAAUCGAAGUACGAAGAACCGAGCCUCUCGGAAGGUUUCUCGCAGAUCGUCCGAGUGAAUUUCCAGCCCAGAUUUGACAGGGAGGAGGAUAAGAAGCUGUAUGGGAUGCAUCUGCUGUGAAGACAAAUUGUCUGAUGCUUUUUACUUUUGCGGUAUCAAUAACAGGGAGUUCAGGGAGACAUUUACUUUUUUUUUUGUCUAAGAUGAAUAUGCAUUCUACAGGCAGACUACUCCAUGUCCUGUCAGAAAAAUUCUGGCUUGAUGAUCUUCUUGUAUUUGAACCUUGGGC